Moesziomyces antarcticus is the source of this 8937-nucleotide messenger RNA. RefSeq lists its product as uncharacterized. Lineage: Eukaryota; Fungi; Basidiomycota; Ustilaginomycetes; Ustilaginales; Ustilaginaceae. The transcript is spliced from 3 exons. Bases 1 to 8937 code for a protein of 2978 amino acids. The record is from RefSeq and is a predicted model, not a curated record.
AUGUGCGCCGCCUGCGUUGACGUGCUCCUCGAGCUAUAUCGCACGUCGAUCGCUCCACCUCGUCCAUCCGCCACCAUCCUCUACCUCAUUCCCAUCGCAGUCUUCACUGCCACACGCUGCUGCCCUUCCGCCCUUCCGCCUUACCGCAUCAACAUCGCAGCACCAACCCUCGACCACGCCUCGACCACGCCUCGACCACGCCUCGACCACGCCUCGACCACGCCUCGACCACGCAAGUCGCUGCCACACGCUCGCACAGCCCAUCUCGAUACCCAAGCAGCAGCAGCACCGAGCCGAAUCAGCGCAGUCCACCUCACCACCUCGCUUCCACCGCUGUCCCUGCCCCGCCAUCCACAUCUUCGCCUCAACACAUCCCUCCCUUCUUCCAUCCCCACCAACUCGGACUCAGCCACCAUGAAGCGCUGGAAACAGGUCAAGGACCAGCUCGACGCAAAGCGCAAUCCAUCUUCCAGCAACAACAACAAUGCUAAUCAACCUCCACCAGCGCAGCCCUACAUGGGAGGGGGCAUCUCCUCCGCCUCCUUCUCCGAUCUUCGCCAGCUCCCGUCCCAAGCCUCGACAUCCAGUCUUAUGCCGCCAAUCACCAAAAGCGCAAGUCGCACCUCCCUCGACAUCCCAGGCCGUCUGAGCAACUUCAUCAACAAGUCCACCUCCAGCUUGGACAUCGGCGCCUCGGCCAUCGGCGGCAAUUCAAACAAAGUCACCAACGUCUUCCGCAAGUUCCCACGUCCAAGAGUCGGAAGCACUUCAAGCUUUACCCACAACGACGCAGCUUCUCCCUCAGCUUCCUCGCCAUCCAAGGCCAACAGCCCCCGCAAAUGGGUCAACAGCCUCUUGAAUCAGGCUGCCCCCGGCUCACAUCACCUCGAGACAGCAGCACAGGCUCGCUCACGCGCACUCUCCGACGCUUCCCGCCCCUCACCCGCACCCGUCAGCGCUCUCGUCCUCUCCCACGACGACCCUCCCUCCACCACAUCCCCACGCAUCUACACCAUCGACUCGGGUCUGCAGCGACGUCCCUCCGCAGGCGGCAGGUCAGCCAGCAUCUACUCGUCCCACCUCAGCGCCGCUUCUCGCUCCACUCCCGACCUCCACAACACCUCCGUCACCCGCCAUCGCGACAAUGGCGCCCUCCUCAUGGACCUCGCCUCCCCGCUGCCCUCGAUCGCCAACCGUCGACCCAAUCCUGACGCUGCAGACACCCACUCGCCUCUCGUCGUUCGCAACCUCGACGAGGCGCCCCGCGGCACCUUUACCCCUGCCAUCCCAGCGCCAUCCGCCUCUGCUCAGCUUCGCACCGUCUCGCGACUCCGCAAUCCUUGGUCCGCCGCAGACUCUCCGCGCAUCCAGUCAGAAGAGGACGACAAUGUCGACGCAUCCAUCGCGCACGAUCGCUCCACCAACCAGAUCGACCCCGCAGAGCGCGCCGUGCUCGACAUGCUCGACUCCGCUUCCGGCGUCGGCAGCGCAGUAUCCGCCCCCGUCCCGCCCACGCCGUACCACACUGCCACCCCAGGCACUCUCGCCAGGUCACGAUCCUUUGCCACAACAACAAAGUUCGACAGCCCCGCCUCCGAGUACAGCCAGGACUUCCGCUCCCCCUUCCUCGCCGGCACAUCCUCGCCCGCUGCAGGUGUCCGGGCGGCCAUCCGCCAGCGAGAGCUCCUGGAUUCCAACGUAGGCAAGCCCGCCUCGCUCUCGCCCGUCCCACACAGUCGCUCCGCCCUGUCCCCAAAGACCAUGGCUUUCCUCGAUACCGUCUCCACCGCCGAUGCAGAACCGAUCCGCGCAAGCCAGACCUCCUCCGCUUCCUUCUACCAGCGAGGUGCAUCCGCUUCCACUUCGGAUGUCAGGUCGAAUGCGGCCAACUCUGGCUUCAAGCGCAUCUCCCGCGUACCCGUGCCGCAGCCCGAGGUGCACCUUGCUUCGCCACCCGCAUCCGCCAGCUCCAACGUUUUCCCCAGGCGCGGCACCAAUGCUUCCACACACUCGCAUCUGCCCAUCUCGCCCAUGGACAGCAGCCUUCUCGGCUCGUCAGCACACGCCACCAGUCUCUGGAGCAGGCCUGGCAACAUGCCAGACACUCCUUCCACUUCUCAGGACGUCACAUCGCCCACGCCCUGGUCCGCCAACUCGCUCGCUCCCAACAAGCACCACACCCAGUCGCACCAAUCCCAGGCAGCGAGGGACAUGUACGCGCUCGAGCCCGUCGUCACUCCGAGCGAGGUCGAAGAGGACGAGGAGCGCCUCUCGGACACUCUGCGCCCCAGCAGCAUCAUGCCCAAGCUGCGAAGGAAUCAGACCGACUUUACAGAGGCCACCAGCAUCUUUUCCGGCGCAGAGGCCUUCCGCACCUCGGAGAACAGUCUGCAAAAAGAGGCCAUCGCCGAAGACCCCGCCCCCGCGUCUACAGAGAAUGCAGCAGAUACGGAGGCGCCAGCGUCGUCAUCGUGGGUCGCUGGAGCUCGCCCGCUUUCCCAUGUCGGCUCGGUCUCCAGUUCGCUGGCUGCGCUCAGAGGCAUCAUCUCCAAGGCUGCUUCCUCUGCACUUCCCUUGACCGGCGCAGCUGCACCAACAUCAGACUCACCAUCCAGACCAGCCACAAGCGGCGACACCGCCUCCGCCACCUCGGUCGCCGCAGCUACCAAAGAGUUCGAGCAGCGCCUGACCAGCUCCAUACCCUCGAGUCCUGAGAAGCUCUCCAUCCCCUCAUCACCGACCAAGGCAAAGGAUCUCAUCAAGAUGUUCGAGAGCACUUCGGGCACGAACUCGCCUUCCGAUCUAUCGCAGUCCAUCUCGCGCAGCCGGCUCUCGCCCACAAAGUGCACGCCCUCGGCUACCAGCAGCCUCAAAAACACGCCCAAGCGUCCCGCACCGCUCGCGAUUUCCAUCUCCAGAUCCAACCUCGGCCUCGCAGCUUCACCCGCAGCGUCCGAGCUGGGUGCGGAAGAGGCUUCUCCCGUGGCGACCAAAUUGCGCGCGCAGCGAUACGAGGCCGGCCGGUUCCGUGCAAGACGUGCCGGUCUCGUCGGUGUGGGAGGCGGAGGCGAUGACGCCAGCUUUGCAGACGAUAACGACGACGAUGGUGCCGACGAGAACGCAGCACCCGAAAGCGUCUUGAGUGAGACAAGGAGCGCCAGUGGCCGAUUCCGCUCGCUUGGCGUCGCUUCGCAGCACACACGCUCCCAGUCCACCCCAAGCGACAUCAACGGAAACGUACUCGGAGAUGGAACGGUCUCCUCUCCACCCAGACCAAACCCGAUCGGCGGCCGGUCCGGCGCUGCAUCGCACGAGAGAACCGGCUCGAUUGGCACCAACGCCGGCAGCUUGAGCAGGAAGGGCGCCUUCCGCAACAGCGUCAUCGGCUUUAUGGGUGUCCUGUCUGGCAAGCCCACUACAGGCGGACCGGGAGAUGGGCGUGCACCUGGUUCCAGUGGUCAGACGCUCGCGCCUAGCUUCUUGGCAGAGCGAAGGCACAGCGCCAAAUCCGACCAGGACGACAACGUCAGCACUGCCAGUGCUGCCACGCAGGGCACCACCGCCUCGUACCGCCGCAAGAAGGAGGAGGGUAACCUGCCGCUCACCAGCACCACCGCCAUCCAGAUGUCGGGCGAGCAGCCGGGCACCAAGCCCAUCCGUGCUGGCGUGCUCUACUACUUUAACGUGCACGACCCCAACCCACGUUGGCUGCGCGUCAAGGCGGUGCUCCUGCCCUCGGCCGUGGCUAUGAGCUGGAUCCCCAGCGGCGGCGGAAGGGAGAACGUCGUGCUGGAUCUGAGGGCGUGCCGCGAGGUGCACUCGGUUCCCAGUCCCGACCACCCGAGCAGCACUUCCGACAUUGGUGCCGCAUCCGCACGCAGACAGGGGCUCGGCCAGAUCAGCCCCUUCCAGCUCAUCUUUGACGAUGGCGUCGAGAGGCUCGCCGCCGACACCGCCAAGGAACGUGUGCAGUGGGUCAGCGCCGUAUGGGAUGUCACAGGCACGAGGAGCCCCAAGGCCGACAGCAUGCACGAGUCGGCAACCGCCAACUCGGGCCACGAUGCCCUGCCUAGGUCUAGCUCGUCGCCAAAGGCCAAAGGCAGGCCCAUGGCAGAUGCGAGCCCUUCGAGGCCGCUUCUUUCUUCGCUCGGUGCCGGCGUGGCUGGAACGCCAAAGAAGCCUGCGUCAACGAGCAACGAGGAAGCCAUCGACCGCAUCGGGUCCAUCUGGAAAAGCGAACUCUCGUCCGAGCUCACGUCCAAGGACAUGCAUCCGAGCUUUGGAGAGGCGCUGGCAGGCGCCGCAUCGCCACCACCGCCACUGCCGCCCAAGGAACCGAGACCAGCGCCCGCGCUGGUUGCACUCGGCCAGGCUUCCAAGCUAGCCACCUCGAGCAGCACUCCGAGCUCGCAGUCUCCCGGCACAAGGACGACAGCGGCGGUCCCGAUCAGGAGCUCUGCCAGUCCCAUUCGCGCCAAGGUGCGCAGCUGGCAACGGCCGCCCCUGGAUCUCAGCACCGGCUAUGUGCACGACCUCACGCCCAAGACACCUACACUCGUCAAUCCGCCUUCGGACGUCAUCCAUUCGACUCCAGCUUCGUAUGGCGAAGACAAGAGCACCGCUGCGUCGGCGUUGGAAGGAUCUGUGAGACCUUCGGCAGCGGACCAGACAGCGCCUGCGGACGCUUCCAACAAAACUGCGGCCAACGAUGCAGGCGAAGAGAUCUCUCCGGCGUCGUCUCCGGACAUGGACGGCUACGAGUCGGCGCGCUCGCAAGGCAGCUUGGUUGACGAAUUCGGACCACGAACGCCCGUCAGCGAGGCAGUGUUCAAUUGGUCGCGUCUGGACAAGGUGUCGGACCUGGAUCCGAGCGAUUCGGCUUCGCAGCGUCCCGCGCGGAGCGAGUAUGGAACGAUCAAGAGCAACGUUUCCGGCGCGGAGCGCAAGCGCAGCACUCGCAAGAAAGGCGACGACAACGAGGCUACGGAUGCGGCCAAGGACGCUGCAGAGGAGUCAGGUGGUGCUGCAGCUUCGCGCACGCCAGCUCAGUUGCUACGUGACAGCGUCCUUGCUGGGUCGGCCGAGGGCGCCAACGGCUCGGAUGCGCUCUUCAAUGCCUCGCCCGCGGGUAGUCGCCAUCGCCUCGGCACGGUCAUCGAAGAGACGCAGUCGCAAGCCCAGAGCACGCGCAUCAAUGCCUCGGUGCGCAGCAACAACCGCAGCAAGCUCGACGAAAUCGUUGCGCGCGCCAUCGGCACAGGCUCGGUCAAGUCGCCGGCGGCCAAGAGCGCGCUCUCGCUCGUGUCUAGCGGCAGUAUCAGCUCGCGCGACGUGGGCAAGUUGCUCGAGUAUCUCGAAGAGCAGCAAAAGGAGCGGCUCAGCCGCGAGAAGGAGCUCGAGGACCAGAUCCGCGGCUUCCAGCAGGUCGUCUCGGACCUUCAGAAGAAAGGCUCGACGAGCGGCUCGCACCGUUCCGCCAGGAGGAAGAGCUCGACGAGCUCGCUGGGCGGAGAGAGCAAGGCUACCGCCAGGUCCGCCAGGGACUCUGAACUCGCAGCCAUGCAGGAGAAGCUCGACAAGGUGCUCGAUCUGGUCACCAACGUCGUGGCGAGCCCCGUGAUGCACAAGCGCGCCAAGAGCGAGUCGGCGACCAUGCUCACCGCGCACGACGGCGAAGAUGCCGAGCUGGCGCGCAUGGAGGGCGUGCUGGCCAAGCUGCUGCGCAAGAUGCAUGUCUCCGAGGACGUCAACAUGACACCAAGGUCGCAGGCGCUCGUGCGCGCGGCGAUCGAGUCGCGCGACCCGGCGCUGAUGGACGAGUGGGACCGCAUGCCCGUCGAGCUGCGUGGUGAGGAGCUCAUCAAGUCCAUGGAGGACCGCGCAAAGCACGGCCGGGACGGACGCCACGAGGCGAUCCAUGCGGACUAUACGAUGCGAAACGUGUCGUCCGAUAUGGUGCGUGGCGGCAGUGCGCCUGCCGGCGCAGUCGGCCAUCCCGGCACGCCCAUCGAUGUGGACAUUGAUCCCAGAAGACGCUUCUCGGCGACCUUGCCGCAUCGCGUGGCAUCCGGCGCGAGCAUUCCGGCGAGUGUGUCGACGAGCGACAUGGACAACGCUUCGGUGAUGAGCCGCGUCCCACCGCGCAGCUGGUCGUCUGAGCGGGGCGUGCCUUCGCCCCCGCCUAACUCGGUCUGGGAUGCCCAGUCGAUCGGCAGCCGACCCGCGUCGAGGGCCACCACACACAUGGGUAUUGGGGGCCGCGCGCCUGCGCAGAACUUCCGCAUGCUCGGCGACCCUGGAUCCACCCAGGCGACGCCGCGCCCCGUCAUGGUCAAGGCCGAGCCGAGCUACGGCUCGCUCGACAUGGAGGCCGAGAUCCGCCGCCGGCGCGCGCAACAGCAAGCCGCAAGUGGCGCGUCGAUGCCCGGCGCGCAGCUCGGCGGCUGGUACACGCCCAAGGUCGCGGCAGGUAUGGAUGCGCAGGCCUCGACGAGCUCUGUCACGGUCGAUAUGCCCAACGUCGACAAGCCGAUGCCGCCGACGCCGAGCGUGCGCUGGGCGGUCGGAGAUAUCGUUGCGGAUCCCAAGGAGACCGACAGCAUGGGCAAGCAGCCCGACGGUCUCGGGCUAUCCAUGGCAUCGGCGGCCGCUGGGCCCGAGGCAAAGUUCGACGGCCCGCCGCCAACGCCCGGCGUGGGCUAUGCCGCAAGCGCGACAGGAGGCUCGGCGGUCGGCAGCACCAACGGCGAGCUGGCGACGAUCCUGCAGGCGCUCAAGCAGAGCGAGCUGGCGAGACAGACUCAGCUUCAGCAGCAGACCGAGAUCUCGCGCUACCUCAACGAGCUCAACGCGUGGCUCGAGCGCGAUGUCGUCGACCGCUCCAAGGAAUGGCGCACGCUCGCCAGCGGCGUGACGCAGCUGCACGACGAGCUCAAGGCGCUCAAGGAGGGACGUCCACUGCCUGCUUCUGGGUCGGCUGCGAGUCUGCAAGACAAGGCUGGAGCAGUUGGACCGAAUCAGCAUGCAGGCCAGGUACAGCCGCCGACGCUGCUCCGGCCGGGCUCGACGGGUGCCGUGCCUGCGGUCACGGAGCGAGGCAUGCUAGCGCCCAUCCUGCUCAUGGGCGACAGCGCCAAUGCACCGACAUCGCCGGCACGCAAGCGCCCCGCGGGCACACGCAAGUGGAACGAACGCCGAAGCGCGUCGCCAUCAGCCGACGAGGGCGACAAGUCGUGGUACCAGCCGGACGAUGCCGACGGCGGCGUCAAGAGCAGCUUCAAGUCCAAGGCGGCCAAGGCGGCCGCUGCCGCCAGUGGAGCGCUGCUGAUCAGGCAGGCCCUGCGCGAGUGGGAGCGCUUCAAGAUGAUGCAGCGCGCGGCGGGCAAGCCCGAAGACCCGCUGCCGGCGGAAGCGACGGGCAACCCGGAGAUCGACAGCCAGCUGCCGCUUCCGGCGACCACGCUGCAGGCGCUCAAAGACGCCGCGGACAGCGAGGACAACGUGCGGAUCGCUGGGCUGGUGCGCGAGGCGGCCGAAGCAGGCUACGGAACACAGGCGAUCAUUGAGCUGACGCGCUACGUCGAGAGUAAGGCGCCCGAGCCCGAGAGCGACGACACUGCGAGCGACGGCGGCGGCCACCUGGACGGCGACACGCUCAUGCCGACUCCGUCGCCGUACCGCACGCGGUUUGCGGUGGGCGACGAGCCGACGAUCGGCAAGGGCGGCGCAGACGCGGACGACGACAACGACGACGGGGUGGUCAAGAUGCAGACGCCCGUGCCGGCGCGUGUGGUUGCAGUGGCGGACAAGGUCAAGGCCAAGGAGGAGGAAGUGGAGAGCGGCAGUGGUCCCACCACAUCUGCGCUCGCGCUGGCGGUCGAAGAGAUCCUCAAGCAUCUGCUUUCGACUAAAGAGGAGGAAAAGAAGAAGCAGACCGAGGCGCAGCAGCGCGAAGCGGAGCGCAAGCAGGCGGAGGAAGAGCGGCAGCGGUCGCUGCUUUCGGACAAGGAGCGCGAAAAGGCGGAGCUGGUGGACCUGCUGUACAGCCGCAUUGCGGCGGACAAAGCUGCAGAGGAGCAGAAGCAAAAAGAGCUGGACCCGAAGACGGCGAUCGAGUCGCUGGUUGCGGCGAUCAACGCGCAGAAGGAGACGGAGGUCAAGUCGGCGCAGGCGGCGGAUGCGGCGCUGCGACAGAUGACGAGCGACCUGCUCAAGACGACGAGCGAGCAGAACGCCAAGCUGGUGGAGGCGGUCAACGCGGCGAGUCGCGACAUGCUGCGGAGCAACGUGCAGAUGCACGCCGAGGAGUUCAAGCGGCUGCUGCACAAGGAGGUGAGCGGCAUGUUUGAGGACGUGGGCAAGAUCCGCGAGGCCAAGCGGCAUCUCGAGUUUGAGAUCGCCGAUCUGUGGAGCAUCAAGAGUCGGCAUCUGCACAGUGGGGGGCCCAUGCCGAUUGGGUACAAUGUGCCGGGCGCGUUUCCGGCGAGUCCGCCGGUGGGGUUUGCGCCGCCGAUGUCGAUGCCCAUGCCGCAGAUCAUGCCGAUGCCGAUGCACAUGCCGGCGCACGCGCCCGCGCAUAUUUCGCCCAUCCCCGCGCCCGCGCCCGCCCCCGCUCCGGCAGCUGCGCCUAAUGCUGCAGCGGGCGUCGACUCGCUGCGUGCACAGAAGAAGGCUGUCAAGGCGGCGCUCAAGCAGGCGGUUGCGGCGAGUGCGCCUGCGCCUGCUCCGGCGGCAGUCACACCUGCACCCGCACCUGCACCUGCCGCCGCACCUGCACCUGCCGCCGCCCCUGCCGCCGCCCCCGCCGCCCCCGCCGCAGCUCCUGCAGCAGCAGCAGCUCAGGUGGCCGCUGCCGCCAUGCCGGCGUUUUUGGCAAAGAAGAAGGACAUGCUCAAUCCGUUUUCGAUCAACUUUGGCCCGCGGGCGCCGGCCAAGUAA